GGCAGUAGCUUGUUUCAUAUAAAACAUAAAGUUGUCUGUGAUGGCUUGGUUUCGAUUCGCAGGUUACUGACAUAUUGGGUAUAUAGAAGCCUUUGCUUGGUAUCUAUUCGUGGAUUUCGACAUAUUAGCUAUACACGAAGCACCUUUUGUUUCUGGAUAAGCUAAAAGCUCAAGAAACUACCUAUUGUAACGCACUUUAAUAAUUGGCAAAUCUUGGCUUUUUUGGACUAGUUUACUUUCAAUUGAAACACGUAUACUUCACACCAAGCUAUAUACUAAAUGUAUAUGUAUUUAUACACAUAUAUCUUCUGCGCUCAAAAACAUACAUAUGUACAUAGAAAUUUAUAUAUUUCUGAGCGCAGAACUCAAGAGAUGAGAGACAGCAAAUCUCAAGUCUUCUACCUUAAACGCGCCAAGAUUUUGUUGUUUUUGCGUACGGUUGACACCAGUGCACAGUUGCAUGGCGGCCAAGUCCUGCCAGGUAGCACAGCUGUCCCUUUCCACAACAUGACUACCGCUCAUAUAGGUGUUUAGUAUAAAGGCAACAAAUAGCUGCAAAAGGAAUCAGUAGAAAACACAACGGAAAUCAGCACACAACUCAAAUUGAAACACAGUCUAAUAGACCAACAGUUUAGCCAAACCGAACACAGUGCUUUAGUCUAAAUUCAAGCGGCUAACUGAUCACAGCACACGCACUAAACGAAAAAUGGAUCCAAAAACACCAAGUAACAUUCUAAAUACCAGCGAUGAACAGUAUUUAACUGCGCAAUCGAGCCCAACGCGCGAUGCCGCCCCUUGCCGCUUGUCGUGGUUUCUUGUGCGCAACGAUCCACUUUAUAUAGCCGAAUAUGGCGUCUAUCGUUUAAUACAUGGCAUGGACUUGAUAGAUCCCGAUUAUACCAAUGCAUAUGCGGGUAAUCUUUUGAGUUAUAAUAUCGGAUCAGCAACAAUAACAGGCAGAAUGUUGGCCGUCGCUGAUAAUGUGAAGCUCGUGCAACGCUCCUUAAACGAUUGGGUGAGAGAAGAUCGUAAAAAAUACCCAAUAUUCAAAUCGAAUAUACUCGUACAAUAUCGCGCAGCUGCCAAUCGUUUGGUGCAUAGAAUACAGCAUGAGGAACUGGCGGUGCCUUUGUCGUCAACUGAAUAUCCGCACGUUAGCGAUAUGGAUAUAUUUGUGCGUGAUGGCGAACGGUUGACGCAGGCCAAGAUACUGUCACGUAACAGUAACGUCGACGAAUUAAUAAACGAUUUGACUAGGGUGACUAGCAACAUAGCGGAAAAGAUCUCCGGUAGUUUCGCAUCGAUUAAUCUCGAUGUGGACGCCACCACCGUGCCCAAAGACAAUCCAUGGUUGCUCAUACAGUUUAGCGUGAGUGUGCGUGAUAGCAUCUAUUCGAUUGUACGCUAUAAUGAUACCAUUGGAUGGGAGUAUAAUGCCUUUCCAGGCUUACAAGCAUUUCUGCUGGUUGGCAAGACACUCUUUCAAGCUUUAAUCAUACACAAAUCGCACAGUUACAGUGCCGUGGUAGCAGCAAUGGAUACCAUAAUGCGUUCAUGCAUAGUGUCGAAGUACCCGCAUUAUGACGAUCAUGAGUAUCACAAUCCGGAAAUAGAGAAGUAUGAGGAAGCAGAAAGAUAUUCGAAAGGCUGUGUAGAAAGCAUUGAUCUCCACGAUGAUGACAUUAAAAAUUGUAAAGAAGCAACUGAACUUAUAAAAUUGGAGGCAUUAACAAUCGAUCAAAUUAGCAAUCAGAUCGAUGAAACCGAAAAGAAGGCGAAAAGUGUAUUGCAAAAAUUGCAAGAUAUAAACCUCCGAAAACGAAUUGAAACAAUGUAUACAUAAUAAUGUGAACGUUAUGUACAUUGCUUCCUUUAACAAAAAUUUUAAAGUGUUUCUUUAUCACUACUUAAAAAGUAUUAUUGUUCCAUAUUUACCUGCAUUCUAUUUAAAUUAUAUUAUAUUACAUAUUAUUAUACAUAUAUACAGUGUAUCGAGUACCUAUUUCAUCUAAUUGCAAUUUGAAUAAAUUUUUUUUACAAAA
Bactrocera dorsalis (oriental fruit fly) is the source of this 2042-nucleotide messenger RNA. RefSeq lists its product as uncharacterized. The record is from RefSeq and is a predicted model, not a curated record. Bases 707 to 1843 code for a protein of 378 amino acids. The transcript has 3 exons. Lineage: Eukaryota; Metazoa; Arthropoda; Insecta; Diptera; Tephritidae.